UCCUCCUCCUCCUCCAAGGAAACCUGCCACUUCUAGUCGCCCUGCCCUUUCCUUUCAAGGGAGACUUGCCCAGCGCCGGCCCGCGCGGCUCCAGCCCUCGAGCGCCUCCGGCUCGGCGCGUCCAUCAGUGCGUCCGCGCGGUGCAGCUCCGACAGGGGAACGCGCGCGAGAUGGGGAGCAAAGGCUUGCUUCUGGUAGCCCUGGCUGUGUGGCUCCAGAGUCUGACAGCCCCCCGCGGAGGGGUGGCCGCCACCAAAGGAAUUAUAGGAGGAAGAGAUUUUACAGACAUCGAAAGUAAAUUUGCCCUAAGGACCCCUGAAGAAACAGCUGAAGACACUUGCCACCUCCUUCCCGGAGUAGCAGAAUCUGUGGCUAACUGCCACUUCAACCACAGUAGCAAAACCUUUGUGGUGAUCCACGGCUGGACGGUGACAGGAAUGUACGAGAGUUGGGUGCCAAAACUUGUGGCUGCCCUGUACAAAAGGGAACCAGACUCCAACGUCAUUGUGGUGGACUGGCUGACACGGGCUCAGCAGCAUUACCCAGUGUCUGCAGGCUACACCAAGCUCGUGGGAAAAGAUGUGGCCAGGUUUAUCAACUGGAUGGAGGAGGAAUUUAACUAUCCUCUGGACAAUGUCCAUCUCUUGGGAUACAGCCUUGGGGCCCAUGCUGCUGGCAUUGCAGGAAGUCUGACCAAAAAAAAGGUCAACAGAAUUACUGGCCUAGAUCCAGCUGGACCAAACUUUGAGUAUGCAGAAGCUCCAAGCCGCCUUUCUCCUGAUGAUGCAGAUUUUGUAGACGUCUUACACACAUUCACAAGGGGCUCCCCCGGUCGAAGCAUUGGAAUCCAGAAACCAGUAGGACAUGUUGACAUUUAUCCAAAUGGAGGUACUUUUCAGCCAGGAUGUAACAUUGGGGAAGCUAUCCGUGUGAUUGCAGAGAGAGGCCUUGGAGAUGUGGACCAACUAGUGAAGUGCUCCCAUGAGCGUUCCAUUCAUCUCUUCAUCGACUCCCUGUUGAAUGAAGAAAAUCCAAGUAAGGCCUACCGGUGCAGUUCAAAGGAAGCCUUUGAGAAAGGGCUCUGCCUGAGUUGCAGAAAGAACCGUUGCAACAAUUUGGGCUAUGAGGUCAAUAAGGUUAGAUCCAAAAGGAGCAGCAAAAUGUACCUGAAGACUCGUUCUCAGAUGCCUUACAAAGUCUUCCAUUACCAAGUAAAGAUUCAUUUUUCUGGGACUAAGAGUGAGACGUACACCGACCAGUCCUUCGAGAUGUCUCUGUAUGGCACCGUGGCUGAGAGUGAGAACAUCCCUUUCACUCUGCCUGAAGUUGCCACAAAUAAGACGUACUCCUUCCUGAUUUACACGGAGGUGGACAUUGGAGAACUGCUCAUGCUGAAACUCAAAUGGAAUAGUGAUUCGUACUUCAGCUGGUCAGACUGGUGGAGCAGCCCCGGCUUUGCUAUCGAAAAGAUCAGAGUAAAAGCAGGAGAGACUCAGAAAAAGGUCAUCUUCUGUUCCAGGGAGAAAGUGUCUCACUUGCAGAAAGGAAAGUCACCUGCGGUAUUUGUGAAAUGCCAUGACAAGUCUCUGAAUAAAAAGUCUGGCUGAAACUGGCGUAAUCCUCAGAAAGAAGAAUAGCACAUGAAUUGUGAAGAAUGAAGUGAAUGAAGUAACUUUUACAAAAGAUGCCCAAUGCUUUGGGUGUUUAAAAGUGGAUUUUCCUGAGUAUUAAUCCGAGAUAUAUCCUUGUUAGUUAUUUUAUGAGGCAGUCUCAAA
Carlito syrichta (Philippine tarsier) is the source of this 1775-nucleotide messenger RNA. RefSeq names its product lipoprotein lipase (gene LPL). The record is from RefSeq and is a predicted model, not a curated record. Gene Ontology annotation, molecular function: lipoprotein lipase activity; apolipoprotein binding. Gene Ontology annotation, biological process: lipid metabolic process. The transcript is spliced from 10 exons. NCBI's taxonomy places the organism in Eukaryota, Metazoa, Chordata, Mammalia, Primates, Tarsiidae. Bases 171 to 1607 code for a protein of 478 amino acids.